AUGAGUGUCGGUUUAUGUAGUAAAAUUGUCCGUAGAUUUCUGUACAACGCUGUGCCUAUCAACAAAAUUGCUUGUGCCCAAAAUGAAGCGCAUGUCCCCGUGAUGAGCAAAGAAGUGCUGGAAUAUUUGAAACCGGAAGAUGGUCAGACGAUUAUUGAUAUGACGUUUGGUGCUGGCGGUCAUUCAAAGCUGAUUCUCGAACGAGCACCUAAUGUCAAGUUAAUUACGUUAGAUCGUGAUCCUUUAGGUUACGCGUAUGCCAAUGAAUUGCGAGAAAAGUAUCCGAAUAAUGUGAUUCCACUUCUUGGAAAAUUCUCAGAGUUACCAGCUUUGCUUGGGACAAAUAACAUCCGACAAAACACCAUCGAUGGCAUUCUAUUUGAUUUUGGGUGUUCCUCAAUGCAAUUUGACACUGCAUCACGAGGAUUCGCUCUGAGUAAAAAUGGACCGUUGGACAUGCGAAUGGACCAGAAUCGAUGUAGCGAUCAGGUAACGGCAGCAGAUGUGGUGAAUAAAGCGGGAGAAAACGACUUGUAUCGCAUCUUUAAGGUGUAUGGUGAGGAGAAACAAGCAAGAAAGAUUGCACGGGCCAUCGUUGAGACACGCCAUGCCUUCAAACGCAUCGAAACGACCAAAGAAUUGGCUGAUAUUGUAUUUGCUUGCUUUGAUAGCGCAUACAAAUUGGAUAAAAUUCAGCGACAUAGCCAUCCAGCGACCAAAGUAUUUCAAGCAUUGCGAAUUUUCGUGAAUGACGAGUUGAAUGAAAUUAAUUACGGCAUGAUUAUUGCCCAAAGAUUAUUAAAGAUUGGCGGCCGAAUGGUUACGUUGACGUUCCACUCGUUAGAAGACACAAUUGUGAAAAGACACAUUUCCGGAAACAUCUCAAACGAUAUGGCAAAUAAGAUUCCGCUUAAGUUCUGCAGUUACCAACUGACACAUGAUAAGGCAGCACUUGAUCAAAUAAUGGAAAGUAAGUGGGAACAGCUUCAUCAACACGUAAUUACUCCGAAAUUUGAGGAGAUUGAAAACAAUCCACGAUGCAGGUCAGCAAAAUUAAGGGCAGCUAUUAAAACCUCAAAUUAGGAAUAGAUAUCGUUAGUUAGUAAUGUAAUAGAGAAAAAAUAUUUCAAA
Culicoides brevitarsis is the source of this 1131-nucleotide messenger RNA. RefSeq names its product probable methyltransferase-like protein 15 homolog. Gene Ontology annotation, molecular function: rRNA (cytosine-N4-)-methyltransferase activity. The record is from RefSeq and is a predicted model, not a curated record. Bases 1 to 1083 code for a protein of 360 amino acids. Gene Ontology annotation, biological process: rRNA base methylation. NCBI's taxonomy places the organism in Eukaryota, Metazoa, Arthropoda, Insecta, Diptera, Ceratopogonidae. The transcript has a single exon.